This is a messenger RNA of Syngnathus acus (greater pipefish), 2124 nucleotides long. RefSeq names its product beta-1,3-galactosyltransferase 1-like. The coding region runs from base 562 to 1548 and encodes 328 amino acids. NCBI's taxonomy places the organism in Eukaryota, Metazoa, Chordata, Actinopteri, Syngnathiformes, Syngnathidae. Gene Ontology annotation, molecular function: N-acetyl-beta-D-glucosaminide beta-(1,3)-galactosyltransferase activity. Gene Ontology annotation, cellular component: membrane. The transcript is spliced from 4 exons. The record is from RefSeq and is a predicted model, not a curated record.
UCUGGUUGGGCGGCUGCUGUCCUCUCGCCGGUUGCAGCCUGCCCUCAAGAGCGUGCGGCGCGAGGUACUGAACGCCAGUACACCAGAACUGAUGUCGGAGAGCAAUUCAUCGACAAGCUGCACAACAGAACCGGAGAUCACCGGGAUAGGAAGUGGGCACUCUUAUUGUGUUGGAAUGGAGCCAGCUGCGUCAGACGCAUAGAUUCAGGUGGUCGUACUGUGUAUUGAGGCGUCUGUCAAGAGUAAGCAGCACAGCAUCCAUGAAGGCUUUUGCAUAUUCACUUUGAUGUCACCAAUAUGCCAAGAUCCUGUCGAAGACACGCCCUAAGCGGUUCUGUGAGAGGCGAUGGAACGCAGUGACAUGUUGACCAUGAUAAGAUAUCUCAGCGGAUUUUCCUUUCAAUCACACUAGACAGUAAAGAAGCCUAUUAUUUAGGAUUGAUGUCCCAUGUGGCAGGGGCGGCCUCAACAUGCACCGUCCAAUCUGAGACAUCCCAUGUCAGCCUGGUCAUAGAGUUUCCAAUGCUGCCGCCACCUGUAAAGCCAACAAAGUAAACAGAGAUGCCUUCUAAGGUCUCCUGUUUGUACUUGCUGACAGUGGUUUGCUGGGCCAGUGCUCUCUGGUAUCUGAGCGUGACCCGCCCAUCCACUUCCUAUGUGGGCCAGCUGAACAUCCCGAUUCACAAGGCACCCAAGAUGAGUAAGAACACCACCUUCGGUAACUACCGCACUCGCUCUCUGAAUCCGCAUGACUUUGACUACCUCAUCAAUGAUGCCAAGAAAUGUGAGACGGAGACCCCUUUUCUCGUGAUCCUGAUAAGCACCACCCACAAGGAAUUUGAUGCACGGCAGGCCAUAAGAGAAACGUGGGGUGACGAAAGUACAUUUCCUGACGUGCGUGUGGUCACGCUCUUCUUGUUGGGUCGCAGCACGGACGCUGUCCUUAACCACAUGGUGGAGCAGGAGAGCCAGAUCUUCCACGACAUUGUCGUUGAGGAUUUUAUUGACUCUUACCACAACCUGACUCUCAAGACACUGAUGGGAAUGCGCUGGGUGGCCACCUUCUGCUCUAAAGCCCAAUAUGUUCUCAAAACAGACAGUGACAUCUUUGUCAAUAUGGAGAACCUCAUCUACAACCUCCUCAAACCCAGCACCAAGCCCAGGAGGAGAUAUUUCACAGGCUACGUCAUCAACGGCGGGCCAAUCAGAGACAUGCGGAGCAAGUGGUACAUGCCGAGAGACUUGUACCCAGACAGCAAGUACCCACCAUUCUGCUCCGGCACUGGCUACGUGUUCUCGGCAGAUGUAGCCGAGCUCAUCUACCAAACCUCACUACACACCAGGCUGCUACAUCUGGAGGACGUGUACGUGGGAGUGUGUCUGCGUAAGCUGGGGAUCCACCCCUUCCAAAACAGCGGUUUCAACCACUGGAAAAUGGCUUACAGCCUCUGCCGCUAUCGACGAGUGGUCACCGUUCAUCAGAUCUCGCCUGAAGAGAUGCACCGCAUUUGGAACGACAUGACCAGCAAGAAACAUCUUAAAUGUUAGCAGGACUCCUCCAGCCUCACUCUGUGAGUCAGGGAGCUAUUGAUUGACCUUCUAUCUAUCUAUCACUUCUCCAACAUCGGCAAACACUGUACAGCACAAAGCACUGCGCUGAAAGGAGAGUAUUGACAAACCAUUCAGGGCUUUGUCCAAAUACUGAUUGCUUUGCCGGGAGUUCCUUUAGCACAACGCCAAACAUGCCUGUCUGUAACCUCCAUUUUGUCAAGUGUUUUUAUGUGCAUCCAACCUUGCACACUCGCUUGUACGGAGGUGGUGGGCGUCAUGCCUUUGUUUUUAAAUCACCAGGAGUAUUAACAGUGACCAGUGAUUGGAUCAAUACCAACACACGUCAUUCAAGUGACUGCGUUUGCCAUUUGCGUUGAACUCAAGUUCUACUGAAUGUAUGUGUAUCUUCUGUUGUACUAAAGCCAAGUUUCCACCAGGUUCCAUCAGUUCAUGGCAGGUUAUGUUGGUGUGUUAACCAGUUCACAGAUGGCAAUACCGUGUUUUCCGGACUAUAAGGCGCACCGGAUUAUAAGGCGCACCUUCAAUGAAUGGCCCAUUUUAAAACUUUGUCCA